Molecule: messenger RNA, 1992 nt
Organism: Blepharisma stoltei
Lineage: Eukaryota; Ciliophora; Heterotrichea; Heterotrichida; Blepharismidae
Source: the annotation of a GenBank genome assembly
AUGAGCAAAAUUCCUAUAUUUGACAGCCGCGAAUCAAUAUUAAAAGCUCUUGAUGACUGAACUCAUGGGUUUACCUUGCAGAUACUCGCAAUGUACAACUCUCGGCUAGGUGGAAUUAUAAAAGACCGUGCUUUAAUGAGUAUCCCUAUAGACGACCACAUGGCUCAUCGUGGUCAUUCAGUCUUCGAUACUUUAUCUGUAAUUGAUGGAAAAUCAUACAAGUUGCAAGCUCAUUUAGAUAGAAUAAUAAGAUCUGCUAACCAAGCUAGGAUAGAAUUGCCCUUAACACGUGAAGAAAUGGGAAACGCUUUAAAGCAGCUUGCAGCCUCUACAAAUUUGAGAUUCUGCAAACUCAGAUAUUGAAUUUCUGCAGGGCCAGGAUCUGUGACUGUUAUGCCAUGGCCUAAGAUGUCGACUUUUUAUGCAAUAGUUUACGCAGGAGAUGUAAGGACCGGAAAUAGUGAUAUUAAAAAUGAAUUUACCAUAUAUACAUAAAAUGGCGUAUGACGUCCGACCCGUCCUCUCGUGUGACGGUAACCCAUGUAUAUCCGGGCAUGGUUUUCAGGAGGAGUGAUAUGGCCCAGCAGUAUCAGGAGCCCAGAGGCGAUGGGCACGCACACAGACCCGCUGAUUUGUGGCCUGAUCCUUGGGCAGUUAAUCGCAAAUCCUUUUUCCAGCAGCGCCCUAGCCAGUGGGUGCCCGAAAUGGAGCAGGGUGAUUUCCCUGCUCAGGCUGCUCUAGAUGGCUUUGCCCCGAAUCACGGAAGUGGUUGAGUUUUUACUCUGGGAUGACCUGGUAAAAGGGGAGGCAGGCUAGACUUACAAUCAAGGCGGUCCCUCGGUUAAAGGGUCCCGAUUAAGUGGACGACACCGGCCAGGGUAGGUACAGUUGGCCUCGAAGGGCGAAGGGACUGAGUUGGAAAUGGUGGUGCCCAGCAAAUGUCUGCGGACACAAAAAGGGCAACCCACUACCGAGAAAACCAGGGGUUUCGGCCUGGGCUCAGAGUUACCAGAGGUGGAAGUCCACCCAAUUCGCUUGUGCCAGCACGCCACUGGAAGUAGAGACUUUAAAUAUUCAGCUUUAACAUUAACAUUAACAUUAACAAAAAUGAAUUUACCUCGUCUAUACCUCUAAAGCCAAAAUUGUUAGCAACUAUGAAAUCGACUAAUUAUUUAUUAAAUGCCCUUUGUGCAAUGGAAUCAAGUGAUAAAGGAGGAUGAAUUGGACUGCAGAAAGAUGAAGAAGGGUUUAUAACAGAAGGUCCAGUCGCUAAUAUUUCCUUUGUGUUGCCUGGAGGGAGGUUUUUGACUCCUCCUUUUGAUGAUAUUUUGAGAGGGACGACUAUUCCAUCAAUAAUUGCUCAUGCAAAUGAAUUACAGUAUUUUUUAAUUUUUUUUUUAAAAAUUGGGUAAAAAAAAUAAAAAAAUAAAAAAUAGUGUAGUGGAGAGAGGAUUAUUGACGUCAGUUGAGCAGAGGCAGAUUCAUAUAGAUGAAGCCAAAACGUGCGAAGAAAUGUUUUACUCAACCGCUGAUUCAAUUCACCCUGUUUUAGAAUGGGAUGGAAGAAGAAUAGGAAAUGGCACAAGAGUCCGAUAGCUCAAUUGCUUAGUUAAUUUGAGACAGGCAUGAACAUAUUGGUGGUGCGGAUGCCAUGACUUUUGUAUGAGAAAUUUAUCUGCAUUGCAAAGAAUAGCUUAGUGGUUUUAGAAAACUGCCUUUCCUCUUUAAUUAAUGUUGAGCUUAUAGAAAUCUGCUACACUGUGACUGGAAAUUGUUAGCCCGAUCCUUGCUUUAGUGUUGGCUAUAAUAAUAGUUUAAUUUAAGGAUUUCCAUUUAAGUCUGUGCGAUUACACAAGAAAGCAAGCUGACACAUGCCGCCAUUUUAAUGUAAGUCCGAUAGUUGAAGAGCUCAUAAAUUUUCAAUUGAGAGACUUUGAAAAUCCAGAGCUUUUAGAAGAAAUCCCUUAUAAUUUAUAUACAAGUGAGAAUUAA